UCGUCCUCCCUUAGUUUACUAAAAGCAGCAACUUAAAAUAAAGAAUAAAACUGAGAUGAACGCACAGCAGGGAGGAUGACACAAGCAGACAGCACAUUUUGGCACAAACAGUCUAUCAGAAAAUAUGAAACGAACAGCUUCUUGUUUUUGUUCUUUAGUUAACAGUUAACACUUGGGAGUCGCUUCGCUGUCGACGCCUCGUUGUUUGUGUAUCUGCAGUUGCUUGGCUCAGGGUGGCGAGUUUGCGCUGUCCGCGACGCACACUAACCUCCUGAGACCCGCUGUCUGUCUGUCUGUCUGUGUGUGUGUGUGUGUGUGUGUGUGUGUGUCAGUCAUAAACCAACACUACAGAGCGCGCUUCUCCAGAGCGCACCAGCCAGCAAGAACAAGUCAUACGGCACACGCACAGAGGCGAGUCUUCAGUUAUGCACAGCUAGAUUAAAGCAAAGCGAGCCAGUAUCCGCGUCAAAAUGGACUGGUGUACGGGCCAACUAACGUGAAAACAUCCUUAAAUUGAUUUAGCUGAGCGGUGUACUUAAACCUUUGUGUACCGCGAGCACGGGAUGAUCUGAAGUAUCUUGUUUACUCUCGAAGCUUUUGCAUUGAAGCACAAUGUACACGUUUGACAGCCGUGCGUAACAUUUCGUCCGCGCUGACUAUGACAGAGGACAUAAUGACGGCUGUGCGCGGAAAUCUUUCUCAAACAGCAGGUGCCUCGGGACAAAAGGAUAGCGGACAACCUGAACCGACAAGCGGGGCGAUUCCUUCCUCCUCACCCGCGGAGCUGAGCCAGGACUCCGCGUCCUGCACCAGCGAGCUGACGCGCACGUGGCUGCAGUUCGCCAAGACCUUCGUUUUUAUCUUCCCCAUAUAUGUCUUGGGUUAUUUUGAGUUCAGUUUUAGUUGGCUCUUAAUCGUACUCACGGUAUUUUUCUUUUGGAGGAGAAACACUAGGUGUAAGAACACUAGGUUGAAUAGAGCACUUUCAUUUUUUGAGCAAGAGGACAGGGUUAAACAGGAGCUGGAGGCAACUGAGUUACCAUCAUGGGUUCAUUAUCCAGAUGUGGAGAAAGUUGAGUGGCUAAAUAAGACAGUGAAACAGAUGUGGCCUUACGUGUGUCAGUUUGUGGAGAAGCUGUUUAAAGAAACAAUCGAGCCAGCAAUCAAAGAAGCCAAUGCCCACCUCAGUACGUUCGGCUUCAUCAAGAUUGAUCUUGGAGAUCAGCCUCUCAGGAUCAAUGGGGUCAAAGUUUACUCUGAGAACAUGGACAAACGGCAGAUCAUCAUGGACCUUCAGAUCAGCUUUGUUGGAAAUACUGAAAUCGAUGUGGAUGUCAAAAGGUACUACUGUAGAGCAGGGAUCAAAAGUAUACAGCUACAUGGAGUUCUGCGGGUGAUUCUUGAGCCACUUUUGGGGAGUAUGCCGCUGGUUGGUGCUCUUUCCCUCUUCUUCCUCAAGAAGCCACUUUUGGACAUAAACUGGACAGGCCUCACAAAUAUAUUGGACAUUCCAGGGCUUAAUGGCUUUUCAGACCACAUGAUCCAGGAUAUUAUCAGCACUUACAUGGUGUUGCCUAACAGGAUCACUGUACCACUAAUAGAUGAGGUUGAACUGGCACAGCUCCGUUUCCCCAUGCCAAAGGGAGUUCUAAGGAUUCAUUUUCUUGAAGCUCAGAAUCUGGAAGUUAAGGACACAUAUCUGGGCGGGCUGAUUAAAGGCAAGUCUGACCCCUAUGGCAUGCUGCUGGUCAGCAACCAGCUCUUUAGAAGCAAGACCAUCAAAGAAUGUCUGCACCCCAAAUGGAAUGAGGUGUAUGAGGCACUAGUAUAUGAACAUUCAGGACAACAUCUGGAAAUCGAGCUCUUUGAUGAAGACCCAGAUAAAGAUGACUUCUUGGGCAGUCUAAUAAUUGACUUGAGUGAGCUUCAUAAAGAACAGAAAGUUGAUGAGGUAAUGCGGUCACACUCUUUUCUAUUUCAGCACCGUCUCAUUAAUAAACUGACUUUGAACUGUCAAAGUAUUUCAUUCAUAAAAUUGCCUCAAUGCUUACAUUGUGCCUUCCUCUACUGUAAGCGUGUCUUUGAGGGCAGCUUUGGCUGUGAAAACCUAAUGGAGAGGAGGGCAUCUGGCCUAGUCUUUUGUGAGAACCCCGACUCUCUCUGUAGAACGUUAUUUACCAAUCCUCUUGACUUUAACCCUGAUGGCCCCAAACCCCCUUAUAAAGGCCUGAAGUCUGGGAAGAAAGUGAGCAUAGACCCAAAUCCUUUUGUCAAACUGACUGUAGGACGAAAGAUGUACACAAGCAAGGUAAGAUAUAAAACUAGUGAGCCGCUGUGGGAAGAGGCUUUUCCCUUCCUUAUCAACAACCCCCACACUCAGGAACUGGAAAUUGAGGUGAGGGAUAGUAAGCACAAGUGCUCUUUGGGUAGUAUGCGGGUGGCACUUGGUUCUCUCCUGAAGGAGGUGGACAUGACGCUGAAUCAGCAGUUCCCCUUGCAGAACUCUGGCCCCAACAGCACCCUCAAACUCAAAAUGGCUCUCAGGGUCCUCGGUUUAGAGAAGGAGGUCACAUCCAGCCAGCCGUCAUCUGUCCGAAUCAGACACACUAGUCAGAAUAACACUUGCGUGUCUCCACAACCUCAAACAGCCACUAGCACCAGCAACUCCACAGUCAUCCAGCCGUCACACAACCCAUCUUGUACCCUCACACCAGACAACCCUCAAGGGAAAACAGUAUUGGAUGGCUCCCCGGUGCGGAUAGCAGAGGCUGGCCGCAGUGUCUCCAGUCUAGAGAUAAGCAGCUUGCACAAGCAUCAGUCUCACAGAGACUCUACGCCUAGUCUGGCCUCUGACAUUUCACUGCCCUCUGCCACACUGGAACUGCAGCAGAGGUUACAGCAGCUACAGAACGGCUCUGGGCUGAGCCAGUAUCCGCUCGGUGAAGUCCAGCUCACUAUCCGACACAGCUCACAAAGGAAUAAACUUAUUGUAGUGGUUCAUGCCUGCAGAAACCUCAUAGCACUGACUAAAGAUGGCUUAGACCCAUUCAUCCGCCUGUACCUGUUACCAGACAAGAGUCGCAGUGGCCGCAGAAAAACCAGCACACUCAAGAAGACGCUCAAUCCUAUCUAUGACCAGUCCUUUGAGUUCAGUGUGUCAAUAGUGGAACUGCACAGGAGAACUUUGGAUGUCGCUGUCAAGAAUGGAGGAGGACUGUUGUCCAAACACAAAGUACUACUGGGCAAGGCCGUUGCGGACUUGGCAAGUGAAGACGUUUCUAAAGGAUGGACUCGAUGGUAUCAUCUGACUGAGGAUGGAUCUAAGAAGAUAAUUCAGACGUAGUGGUCCAUGCUAGAAAGCAGAAACGAAUGGAACAGCAGAUAACUGGGACAUGUCACGGCACGCACAGGAUAGAAGCUUGAGAAGCAGAAGAGCAGCGCUGGACUAACUAAACCAGGCUACUUCUACUGGGAUUUACACUGGCCUAUAAAGUGUCUCUCUCAUUCUCACCAAAGCUAAAAUUGCCACCUUAAGCAUCAGUGGCCCGCUUACUCUCUCUUUCUCAAAGGAUUCAAUCUGAUUGUCUUUUUUGUUUUGUCUUCUUGUGUUUGUUUUAUUCAUCUUAUUGGUAUUUGGACAAAUUAUAUCACUUUUACCCGAUAAAAAUAGUUACCUAUGAAGUUAAGAAACAACGACAGAAAAAAAAAGAUCAUUUAGAUCAUUAGAUUUAUUAAUACGUGUGCCUUUAUUUAUUGUAUUUAAGUUAUUUUGAUAAUAUUUUGAAACUUUUUGAUUUCUGGGUUUAAUACUAUGUUUUGUAAGCAAUCAAAAUCACAUCUGAAAAAAAAUGUUAUGUUGCUGGAAAGUCAGACAUUAUUGUAGCAUUGUUGUUUGUUUGAGGCAGUAUAUUACACAAAACACAUGGCCAAAGGCAAAGGCCACACGUAUUCGUUUGAAUGUAUAUAUGUAUGUAUGAACAUUUAUUUUUUCUUAGAUUUUAUGCUUUUUCUAUCAAACAGCUAUGGAAAUUCUAAGUUAUGUUCAGCUCUUCAUAGAUGAUCCACUGAUCAUUUAUUUUAAAAGUAUUUUACUGUGUCCUGUUGCACAACACAAAAUGAAAAGCCUGUACAGAAAUGUUUGAUACCCGUUUUGUCUGCAACAGUUUUAUGAGGAAAAGCAAAAUGUGUGUUUAGUAUGUGACAUUUGUAAGAUAAUAAUAGCUUGGUUACAAAGUGUUUUGCUUAUGGAUUGUUUAAAGACUGUGAAAUGGCUGUUGAUAUGAUUUCCAGCCUUAUUCUUCUCUAUGCAUAAUGCAUGAUAUCAUUAAAAUAUGAAAUUCAACUUGAAUCAUACUGAACUUGUAACUUGGACCCCUUUUAGAGUUAAAGAGCCUGAAUGCAUUUUUAUCUUAAUUGUCUAUUCAUACUUUUUUUGUUUUUCAUGGUAUAUUUUAACAAGGAA
Sinocyclocheilus anshuiensis is the source of this 4462-nucleotide messenger RNA. RefSeq names its product extended synaptotagmin-2-like. Gene Ontology annotation, molecular function: phosphatidylcholine binding; calcium ion binding; phosphatidylinositol binding. Bases 659 to 3343 code for a protein of 894 amino acids. Gene Ontology annotation, biological process: lipid transport. The record is from RefSeq and is a predicted model, not a curated record. The transcript has 23 exons. Lineage: Eukaryota; Metazoa; Chordata; Actinopteri; Cypriniformes; Cyprinidae. Gene Ontology annotation, cellular component: endoplasmic reticulum membrane.